This is a messenger RNA of Malurus melanocephalus (red-backed fairy wren), 3620 nucleotides long. Its product is annotated as bMERB domain-containing protein 1-like. NCBI's taxonomy places the organism in Eukaryota, Metazoa, Chordata, Aves, Passeriformes, Maluridae. The record is from RefSeq and is a predicted model, not a curated record.
AUGAGGCGGGGGCGGCCGGCGGAGGACUCGGAGAGGUGGGAGAGGUGGGAGCCUCCGCCCCGGCAGAACGUUGGGAGAGGUGGGAUCGAAGCGGUGGGAGCGGCGGGAGAGGAGGGAGCGGAGGGAGCGGAGCGGCGGGAGCAGGAGACCCCCGCCCCGGCGGAGCGGAGCCGUGGGGUCAGCGGAGCGGAGGGAUCAGUGAGCGCCCCCGCCCCGGCGGAGCGGCGGGGUCCCAGCGGUGGGAGCGGUGGAAGCAGCGGGAGCAGUGCGGGGGGAGCUGCGGGAGCCCCCGCCCCGGCGGAGCACARCGCUGGGCUGCGGAUGGAAGGCAGCCGCACUUCUUCCCGGUACGGAUCCAUGGAAUCCACCCGGUGGCCGCCGGCCGGCGCGGGGCCAGAGGAUGAGAUCGUGUCCAUGGCCGACUCCACCACCACCAUCGACGACAUCGAGGGAGAGCUGUUCAGGAUCGAGCGGAUCCGGGAGAUCCUGGUGCGCAGGGAGUCGGAGCUGCGCUACAUGAUGGAUGACAUCCAGCUUUGCCAGGAAAUCAGCCGGCUGAAAACAGAGCUCCAGAAACUCCUGGAUCUGCCAGAGAACCAGAAGUCCCAGGAGGAGAAGCAGAGGGAGGAGGAGCUGGUGCAGCAGAUCCACAAGCUGGUGGAGACUCGGGAUUUCCUGGUGGAUGACGUGGAGUUCGAGAGGCUCAGGGAAAGGGAAGAGGACAAGGAGAUGGCCGAGUUCCUGCAGAGCAAGCUCUCCAAGAACUAYCUCCAGAGAGCAACUCCUGUCCGAGAGAAGAAGAUGACCUCGAGGGGACAGCAAACCUCUGCUCCCUACAUGACCAAGACGGGCCUGACCCUGCUCAAGGAGUGCUGUGGCUUCACCUGCUCCAUCAUGUAGGGCACUGCCAGCCCCUGGCACAGGACACAGCCGUGGUCCGCAGCCAGGCUCUGCUCCCCGCUCUCCUCGGGAGAUCCAGCGUCCAUCACUGUCCACGAUUCCCCUGCAGCAGCAGCAGCAGUGGUGCCAAGGGCUCUCGGGCUGCCCGGGCAGCUCUGGCCACUGGCACUGCUCCUGGUGGCCCCACGGCAGCRCAGACACCACGUCCCAGCCCGGCCUGGCCUGGAGGCUGUGGCAGCAGCAGGGAGCCCAUGGGCGGGACUGGAGCRUCCCACAGUUGGACAUGGGGACAGAAAAGCACCUGGAGCUGCUGCAGGAGAACAUCCUGCUCUGCCACCCAGGACACACUGUCAUUACUGGUGAUGGUCCCGUCCUCAGCCUUGCACCACCUGGGAGGGUCCAUGGGGUGGUUCCUGAGGACUCCUGGGAGGAAUGUCCCUGGCUGGGGUCCCGUUUGUGCCGUGGUUUUGUGGCAAGGAGCCCUUUGGCCCUGGUGGAGCUGAGCAGGGGUGCAGGGCAACCCCUGGAGCCCCUGGCUGGGAUGGGGGUGCUCCCUGUGGAGUCCCUGUGGAGCACAGGCUGGGGCACAGGAACCGCUGUCCUCCCCUCACUGGGACUGGGGCCAGUGUCCAACACCAGGGAAAAGGAGCAAAAGAGCAAAAUUCACAACAGGAGGGAAUGGAAACCAAAGAGGAGCCGGUAAAGUGGCAGAGGAAGGUGGAGACAGCAGGUGAGAUGCUCUCAGUGCCAAGGGGACACUCAGUCCUGUCCCCAGUGCCCCAGCCAGCACCUCUGUGCUGGCCCCACGAGCUGGACAGAGCCCCGUGUGAUUGGGGCACCCUGAGGUCACCCAGUGUCUCAGUCCCAUGUCCCUGCACGGGACCCCAAGGCUGGUGCCAUGGCAGCAGGACAGGGGCUGUCCCACCUCCUGCCCUCUCCUGGGGGCUGUGGCUGCCCUGGGUGGCCUGGCGUGGCCUCCUGUUGGAAAUGUGAAAAUGCCACUCCCCCAGCUCAGCCCUGCUGCAGGGUGACAGUGUGGGGUCCCUGCCCAGUCACACCCCCGGGGGUGUCACAGCCCAGGGGGCUCCUUCACACCUGGCUGCACAUUUAUAAACCUGGGUGCCGGUGGGAUCCUCCCGGGGCUGUGCCGUGGGUCUGAGUUCCUCUGGCUCAUCACAGAAUCAUGGAAUGGGCUGGGCUGGGAGGGGCCUCAAAGUCCCUCCAGUGCCACCCCUGCCAUGGCAGGGACACCUCCCACUGUCCCAGGUCACUCCCAGCCCCAAUGUCCAGCCUGGCCUUGGGCACUGCCAGGGAUCCAGGGGCAGCCACAGCUGCUCUGGGCACCCUGUGCCAGGGCCUGCCCACCCUCCCAGGGAACAAUUCCUGCCCAAUAUCCCAUCCAUCCCUGCCCUCUGGCACUGGGAUCCAUUCCCUGGGUCCUGUGACUCCAUCCCUCGUCCCCAGUCCCUCUGCAUGUUUCCUGCUGGCUUCUUCAGGCACUGAAGGCCAUAAUUGGUUCCUCCUGUUCCUCCUGAAGCUUCUUUUCCCCAGGCUGAACAAUCCCAGCUCCCCCAGCCUGUGAGAAAUGCCAGAAAUCCCUGUGGCUGUUCUCCAACCCCUGAGGGGGUUUCCACUCCUUUGUCCUCCCUGGGGACUCUCCUCCAUCCCACAGCUGGAGAAGUCCCCAAACCAGACCAGUCCCUCUGGUCACUCCCAGCCCAGGGUGCAAGUCCCAAAYGGGCCCAUGUGACACCACAAAUGUGUCCAGCCGGUGUGACCCUGCUCUGGCUCUGUCACCUCUGGGUUCACAGGGCUCRGUUUGGAGCCUCCUGCUUGGGCUGCUCACUGUUAAUGCCCUGUUGCUCCUGCAGCCACCCCCUGCCACCUCCUGCUGCUCUCCUGCCAGAGGGAGCACCUGCAGAUCCCAAAUGGAGCCACAGGGCCCGCUCUGUGCCCUGCAGGACACAGUGGGGGUGUGGGAGACAGUGAGAAUGUGGGACAGGCCAGUCCAGCAGCAGCAGCAUCCAUCCACCCUGGAGCUGAUCCCAUCCUGGGGCUGAUCCCAUCCUGGAGCUGAUCCCAUCCUGGGGCUGAUCCCAUCCUGUGGCUGAUCCCAUCCUGGAGCUGAUCCCAUCCCAGGGCUGAUCCCAUCCUGUGACUGAUCCCAUCCUGGGGCUGAUCCCAUCCCAGGGCUGAUCCCAUCCUGGGGCUGAUCCCCUCCUGGAGCUGAUCUCAUCCUGGGGCUGAUCCCACCCUGUGACUGAUCCCAUCCUGGGGCUGAUCCCAUCCCGGGGCUGAUCCCACCCUGUGGCUGAUCCCAUCCUGGAGCUGAUCCCAUCCUGGUCACUGCCUCCCUGCUCCUCCAGAGCCUGUCCAGAGCUGCUUUGCUCAGCUCACAGGGGUUUGCUUUGAUCCACACUCACCAAAGGCCCCUCUCUGUCCUGCCUUCCCAGGGCCCUGCUGGGACAGUGAGGGGCCCGGCCAGUCAGGCUGAGAGAGAGCCAGAGGCCAGGAUGAGCCCUGGGUGGCAGAGUUCCCUCUCUGGCCCCAGCCCAWGCUGGGAGCGGUGCCGCUGCACAGSAGGACGAGCAGGGGCUGUCUGUGUGUCCCAGCUAUGUCCCUGUGCCUGCUCCUCAGGCUGCUCCCCUGGGCACAGGGAACUGCUGGAAAAGGUGCCCAGCCCAUGUGAGUGACACCAGUCCAUGUGCAUUGAUCUCAAC